GUUUUCAAGUGGAGAUAUCUCAACAGUCAAUAAUGGACAUCGUGUAAACCAUAAAUUGAUGUGACAAUCGGUUGUGAGAUUUGUCUUUGUUAUCCAGUGAGUUUUCUUGUGGGUAACGAAAACAAAUGAAUGAAAUUUGAACAUUGACUGUAGUUGAUUCGACCCAUAAAAUCAUUCAUUGCGUAAUAUAAUUAUGGGAUCCUCUUCAGAAUCGCUUCAAACUUUAUACACGACUUAAUGCUUACUCUUUUUCUAACGAAAAAUGAGUUAAAUCGAUGAUCAUGACGAAUGAUGAAGUUUUUCAAAGGCGAAACAAAGAGUUGUGAGCCAUCUAGCGGCCAAAUGCGUCGCGUAUGGAAAAAACAUUCGUCUCAAAAAGCUCUCGCCCUCCCCAGUUCUUCAGUUCUUUGUCUACAGAGUAGACGUCCCAAAACAUUGGGAGUCUGGUAGCCAUUGUAUAUCUAUUGUGUACAUUUAUUAGUUUGUGCUUUUGUUUAGUGUCGUUUAAACUGUCAUAUACGACAGUAUAUUCGUAGUAUUUCAUUCGUGGUGUGAAUUAAUAUCAUCGAGAAUUGUUUGCGACUGCGCUGUCACAGACGACAAUGGCUGCUCUCAAGUGCCACUGUUAUUAUUAGUUGUACAACUCUUGUACUAGUUGUACAGGGCUGUUCGACGUCGUAUCAGCGCUGAUGGAGUUCGAUUGCAUUAGUUGAUCUUCAAUCAAACGAUUGACAAAGUAAAAAUUCGCGAUGGAAAGUGUAGGCGAAUUCGAGUACAACGCCAAAGACCUGAUCGGCCAUGGCGCCUUCGCCGUAGUAUUCAAGGGCAGACACAAAAAGAAUUCGAGUUCCCCCGUCGCCAUCAAGUCUAUCACAAAGAAAAACCUUUCCAAAUCGCACAAUCUACUGGGAAAAGAGAUCAAAAUUCUCAAGGAGCUCUCCGAAGUUCAUCAUGAGAAUAUCGUGGCGCUGCUGGAUUGCCAGGAAACGCAGCAUCAUGUCUUCCUCGUCAUGGAAUAUUGCAACGGCGGAGAUUUGGCUGAUUAUCUUUCAGUCAAGGGAACGCUCAGCGAGGAUACGAUUCGCAAUUUCCUGAAGCAACUUGCUGGGGCGAUGAAAGCGUUGCAACACAAGGGCAUAGUCCAUCGUGAUUUGAAACCGCAGAACAUCUUGCUCAGUCACGCUGGCAAACCCAAUCCCCAGCCGAAUGACAUUCGCUUGAAAAUCGCGGAUUUCGGGUUCGCCCGGUUUCUUCAAGAUGGUGUCAUGGCAGCCACGCUUUGCGGCUCUCCAAUGUACAUGGCACCCGAAGUGAUCAUGUCACUUCAAUAUGACGCCAAAGCGGAUCUGUGGAGUUUGGGUACGAUCGUGUUCCAAUGUCUGACGGGACGGGCGCCCUUCACGGCUCAGACUCCACAAGCAUUGAAAAUGUACUACGAACGGAACCAUAAUCUCAGUCCCAAGAUACCUUCUGGCACGUCGCCCGAAUUGACUGCGCUGCUUACGGGAUUGCUGCGACGAAACGCCAAGGAUCGGAUGGAAUUCGACGAUUUUUUCAAUCAUUCUUUCAUACGGAAAUCGCAGACACCACCCACCACUCCGCCGUUGCCCGUCCCAAAUCUGGCUCGCCUUUCAACACCUCCAAAGACGCCGCCGGUCACAGUGCCUGCUAGGCCCGUGCCGACGGCUCCAGCCUCUCAAAACAACAACGCAACGACUCCCGAAGAGGCCGACGAUUUCGUGUUGGUACCGAGCCCAAGCCAGUUGCGUAGCGAGUCUAGGGGUGCGGUCGUUGGCGGUAUCAACCAGAAUGAAGGCGAUACACAACCAUUACCUGUUCCAUCUCAAAGAGAUGCCUUUAUCAAGAUGCAAACUUCGCAUCGCAACAGCGAUUACUCGCCCAUCGGCAGUCCAUCUUCCAGUCCAGGAGUCAGAGCCGCUCCAUUACCACGAUCGCAGCCAAUUAGUGUGGCUCAAAAGGCUACGUCACCGACUAAUGAUAGCAGCAACUCUAGAACCGGAGUCUCGGGAGACAUUAAUUCGCUCUCUCCUCCAUCGGUCCAAUUUUGCGUUGGCACUCCUCCCGGAAUCCCUGGUCGACGCCGAUCGACAUCCGGUAGCAGUUGCGGCACGUCGCCUCCUGCAUUUGCCGCACCUUGGCCGCAGUUGAUGACUUCGCCACUCCGUCGAACUGCGGGAAGUGCGGGUGUCGUUGCCCCCGCCGGUCCCUUGGCUCCCAUUAAGGGAUCGCCAAUCCGCAUUUCUUCUCUGGCCAAUGUUUCCGAAACAGCCACUACGCCAUCGAGCGGUGGAAUAGUCCAAUUGCGGAAUGUGGGGGGAUCUGGGGCGGCCGUGGAAUGGAAUCCUUUAGUUCACCAUCCAACUCGCACCAUGACCCUGCCCGAGUUCACUGCCUCGCCCUCGGUGACCAUGUGUGGAACGACUCCUAAUCAUGGAUUCCAUCGAAGCCAGACCGAGUACAUGGCCAGCUCGCCAAGUUACGGAGGAAACCGAAGCCCCAUGCAAUGUUUUGCAGGAGGGGGAUUGCAGAACAGUAAUGGCAGCAGCUGGAGUUUGCAACGGAAACCCAGUUUCGAUCAUCAAAUGGGAGCUUAUUGCUAUGGCACUUCGCCACCGAUGGAAGGCCCCAUCGUUUUUACGGCUCCCGAGCUGACACAGGAAACUCUUUUAGAGAAGGAGCACAACGACACGUUGGCUAAACUCAACUUUGUUUUGGCUUUGGUUGAGUGCAUUAUGGAUGUGGCUCGUAAUCGAGCCUCUCCACUUGCUGCUGCUCUCAACGAGUCGAUCCACACCCGCAAGAACCCCAUGGCCUCUUCACCUCCCGGGGAUGGCGCCAUUAGUCCGGCACACUCCGAUGCCCAGCGCAGAGCUGAGCAAUUGGUUUUGUACAUCCGUGCUCUUCAAUUGCUCUCGUCUGCUCUCAACUUAUCCAAGGAGGAAUUACAGGCCGAAAGGCUCCACCCUUCACACUCUGUCAAACAGGUUGUGGCCGUUUUGAACCAAAGAUUCCACCACUGUUUGUCUCAAUGUAAGCAGCUGAACGGCCAGUCACUGGCCCACCAGUUGGGCGAUUCAAAUGCCGCCCAAUUGACGGCUGAUAAACUGCUGUAUAAUCACGCCAUCGAUUUGUGUCAAUCGGCUGCUUUAGAUGAGCUCUUUGGCAAUCCGGCGAGCUGUUGCCGACGUUAUCAAACGGCCCAUAUUCUGUUUCACAGUUUGGCGCAGCAAGUGACUCAGCACGCAGACAAGUCCAUCCUUAAUAAAUACCGCGAGGCCGUGGAGAAGCGCUUGUUUGUACUCCAACAGCAAGGCUUUAUCAACGCCUAUGAUACUUCGUGACCUGCCAAAGGUUUUUUCUAAAAGUUUAUGAUCUCUCAUCUUUCCGACUAGGACGUCGUCGCGUGAAAAGAAGAAUUUACACGAGGAAAAA
Daphnia pulex (common water flea) is the source of this 3453-nucleotide messenger RNA. RefSeq names its product serine/threonine-protein kinase unc-51-like (gene Atg1). The coding region runs from base 750 to 3362 and encodes 870 amino acids. The record is from RefSeq and is a predicted model, not a curated record. NCBI's taxonomy places the organism in Eukaryota, Metazoa, Arthropoda, Branchiopoda, Diplostraca, Daphniidae. Gene Ontology annotation, molecular function: protein serine/threonine kinase activity; ATP binding. The transcript is spliced from 17 exons. Gene Ontology annotation, cellular component: autophagosome; cytoplasm. Gene Ontology annotation, biological process: positive regulation of autophagy; protein autophosphorylation; autophagosome organization.